Molecule: messenger RNA, 765 nt
Organism: Tetranychus urticae (two-spotted spider mite)
Lineage: Eukaryota; Metazoa; Arthropoda; Arachnida; Trombidiformes; Tetranychidae
Molecular function (GO): oxidoreductase activity, acting on single donors with incorporation of molecular oxygen, incorporation of two atoms of oxygen; iron ion binding
Source: RefSeq, a predicted model, not a curated record
AUGGUUCAAUUAUUUACAUUAGGAUCAGUCCUUUGUCUUGUUUUCAUUACCGCCACAGCUGAUGUCCAUAGACGGGGUAAAUUUUUGCCACAUGAUCGUACUGUGAUUAACUGUGCUUCACUUAACCGAAAAGCUCACCAACAUUCAAGUGUACUUGCUCCAUUCACCACUGAAGGACCUUUCUUUCUUCCCGAUGACUUGAAACGAUCCGAUAUUACUGAUGGUCAAAAAGGUAUCCCAUUGGAGCUGACAAUCAAGUUGACAAAUGCAAAAGACUGUACUCCAAUCUCAAACUUUUUCAUUCACGCUUGGCAAACCAAUGCUACCGGCGUAUACUCAGGUAUCGAUGAAGAUACUGCUCCUCUCUCUGGAUUCCGACCGACCCCAGUUAAUAGAGACAGGUCUCUCCGUGGAUAUCAAGAAACAGAUGCCAAUGGUGAAGUCAAGUUCCUUACUAUUCUGCCUGGUUGGUAUUCUGGUCGAGCCAUUCAUAUUCACAUUGAAGUCUACGCUAAAGACAUAACUGAUGAAAAUAAGAUCACUUAUAUUGGCCAAUUUUACUUUGAACAUGAUUUCCCAUUGAAGUUGCGAAAAAUUUAUCCAUAUUCAACAAAUACUCAACGUAUCAUCUUUAACGAGCAAGAUUAUUAUUAUGUCCAUGAUCAUGGAGAUGAAACCACUCUUGAUUUGAAGCAUAAUGGUGCCAAAUUUUCAAGCUAUGCCACAGUCGCCAUUGAUCCAACUGUUACAGUUCAUGUUCAAUAG